UACAUAAAAAGAACUUCUACAGUGUAGAUAGUGAAAUUUUAUUCAGAAAAAGAGCAUCAAUUGAAAAAAUCUAAAAAUGGCGCAAAGCCGUGCAGAAUCUCCCGAAGUGAAAUGUCAUUAUCCGUACACAACGCUGAGGAGACGCACUAUAGUGCUAAGAAACUGGCGCGAUUCCCCAUCUACCGUAACGCUGGCGCCAUUUCGCGUCUUUGGCAUCAGCGAUGGCCAUAAAUAUAUACCCAAGCCGCAUGAAAUUGUGCCGCCGUACUAUAAGAAGUACUUUAUUGAAAAGAGGAAUACCCUGCUGACCGUCAUAUCGGAUCACGGCUUAUACACAGCAGAGUUAAACAAAUUUAGAAACUCCCAGCCGGAUGAGAAUGUAACUAAUCUUGAAAAUCCUCACUCAAUGACUGAGCCAUCGGGCCCAACACAAUUUGAACCCGAUAAUAACAAUAGAAAGCAGACCCCUCUAAAGGCAGUGACAAUUCAAAAUAAGAAGUAUGCGCCACAGAACAACCACUCUUCUGCUGGGGAAGCUUCGAAAAAGUUUAGGGAAAAUAUCAAUCCUAGAAAGGAAGAGUUGGACACACUUACUGUGCCUAAUAAUAGUAGUAGUGAUAUAAAGAAUCCAAAAGCCAAACAAGUUCGAGGCCUCGCUCCUAAAGUUAAAACGAUUGAAAAACAAAAGCUGCCGCUCCUUUCCCAGCCGAUUAAACAAAAUGUGAAAACUCUACUAGAGCAAAAGAAUAAUAAUGUCAAAAUAUUCCCAAAUGUGCAACCAAGGGGACUACCCCAGCAGGAUAAACAGAGUGUAAUGCCUCUAAAGGAUCAAAAUAUUAUGGAGAAUGACUAUCUUCAGAAAACCCAAAUUCAAGAUUUGGUACAAAAUGUGAAAACUACUCCAAAUCAAACGCAUAAAGAAAAUCAAGCUCAAGGUAAAGUUAAGAUUUUAAAUACACAGCCAAUAGAUCAAAAUAUUAUGAAGAACGACUAUCUUAAGAAAAAUCAAGAUUGGGGUACAGAACAAAUUCAACGGCCAAGAGGAUACUUCUAUCAAAUUAAAGCAAAUGAAAAGACUCUGGAGCAUAACAAUGUGAAGAACGAGUGUAGUCAAAAAUGGGAAAAACAAGUUCAAGAUACGUCACGCAAUAUCAAGAAAAAUCCAAAUAUGCAGCAAAAUUUUAAGGCUCUAAUGGAUCCAUCAGGUUUGAAGAACGGCUAUCUUAAAGAGAGCCAAGCAGGUAAUAUCAAAACAAUUGUUAAUCAACAGCCAAAGGAAUACCUCUAUGAAAAUAAACUAAUUGUGAUAACUCAAAGUGCGCAAAAUCAUAUAAAGAACGACAAUAAUGUUAUAGAAAAACAAAAUCAAGGCAUUGCAGGUAAUAUAAAAAUAACUCUAAGGCGAUUCCCCAAUGAUAAUAAACAUAAUUUAGAAGCCAAGCAAAGAAUUGAAGAGUUAGCAAAAAGCAUCAAUGAAAACAUUAAAAAUAAUAAGGUGCUCUCCAAAACUCUUGCAACCUUAAAUUACUCAGAAUAAAAUAUUGAGAAGUAAUAUAUAAAAUGAAAGCAGAACUAUAAAAAUAAAAACAGAAUCGUUGAAACUGG
Drosophila montana is the source of this 1605-nucleotide messenger RNA. RefSeq lists its product as uncharacterized. Bases 77 to 1537 code for a protein of 486 amino acids. NCBI's taxonomy places the organism in Eukaryota, Metazoa, Arthropoda, Insecta, Diptera, Drosophilidae. The transcript has 3 exons. The record is from RefSeq and is a predicted model, not a curated record.